UUUUCACUUCUUAAUCUCAUCAAAUCAAACUCUGCUCUGCUCUUCUCUUCUCUUCUCUUCUUCCUCACUUCCACUUUCUCUUCCCCACAAACCAGCCGCCAUGGAAACCUCACCAAAGCACCUCGUCCAAGACACCACCCUCAGCUCUUCCCUCCUCCCUUCCCCCAACAGCAGCGCCAGUAGCUCCACCAUCAGCAGUAGCCCCACUACUCCCAAACCCGUUACCAGAUCGGACUCUGCCAACCCCUACCCCACCACUUUUGUUCAAGCUGACACUUCUACCUUCAAACAAGUCGUUCAAAUGCUUACGGGAUCCUCCGAAACCGCAAAGCUUGCUUCUAAACCCGCUUCUCAACCAGAACCUAAUUCAAACAAAACCCAUAACAUCCCUCUCAUCAAGUCCACACCCAAGAAACAACAACAACAAUCUAGCUUCAAGCUUUAUGAACGUAGAAAUUCUCUCAAGAACCUUAGGAUCAAUCCUCUUAACCCAAACUCAUUUCUCUCUUCCGGGUUUUCGCCCCGAAAACCCGAUAUUCUCUCUCCUAGUAUUCUUGAUUUUCCUUCUCUAGUUCUCAGUCCGGUCACCCCGUUGAUACCUGACCCGUUUGACCGGUCCGGACCCGUUUAUCAUAAUAACAAGAGUGGUUUACAUGCAGAUGGUAGUAAGAUGGACCAGGAAACCGAAGAACAAGCUAUUAAAGAAAAAGGGUAUUAUUUGCACCCGUCACCGAGUACAACGCCACGAAAUGAGGAGCCGAGGCUGUUGCCGCUUUUUCCGGUGACUUCACCUAGGGUUUCAGGUUCUGCAGCUUCUAAUUCUUGAAUAUUAUUAUUUUUUUCUUUUUGGUGUAAGAUUUUUACUAUUGUUGCUAAUGAGGGGAGAAAAAUAAAUUUGUAGUGUUGAAUAUUUGCAGAGAAUGAGAAAAUCUUGCUAUUCUAAUUGUA
Messenger RNA from Mangifera indica (mango), 948 nucleotides. RefSeq names its product VQ motif-containing protein 4-like. The record is from RefSeq and is a predicted model, not a curated record. Bases 101 to 826 code for a protein of 241 amino acids. The transcript has a single exon. NCBI's taxonomy places the organism in Eukaryota, Viridiplantae, Streptophyta, Magnoliopsida, Sapindales, Anacardiaceae.